AUGAAAGGCGAGGAUAUUGCAGAGGACAAGGCUCAUGUAGAGCACCUGUCAGAGCCUGCAGAUACGAAAGAAGCCCAGCAGGCAUCUGCAGCUGAGCAUGAGGCGACGUUCUGGCAGGCCCUAAAAACAAACCACAAGGCUGCAUUAUGGUCUGCAGCGAUAUCUCUGACGAUCAUCAUGGAAGGAUAUGAUGUUGGUCUGAUUUAUCAAUUCUUUGGGUACCCAGCCUUCCAGAAGACCUUUGGUACGUAUCUGCCGGAGAAAGAGGGAUAUGAGGUCUCUGGACCAUGGCAAGCAGGUUUGAGCAACGGUGCCAAUGCUGGUAUUGUAAUCGGCGGGUUUCUGAACGGCUAUUUGUCCGCCAGAUAUGGGUACAAGAAAGUGAUCAUCGUUGCGCUGUUCUUCAUGAACUGGUUCAACUUCAUCCUGUUCUUUGCCUCAUCGGCCCCCGUUCUCCUGGUCGGACAGAUCCUGUGCGGACUGACGUGGGGUGUGUUCGCAACCACAGGGCCGGCAUAUGCAUCGGAAUGGUCCUAUCGCAUCGCCUAUGCGAUACAAUGGGUAUGGCCUAUUCCCUUGAUCAUCUUGAUCCUAUUCGCACCAGAAUCACCCUGGUGGCUGGCGCGAAACGGGAAAAUCGACGAAGUCUACAAGUCACUAGCCAAGCUAGACAACAGAGACCGCGAGUCACACCAGAAAACGGUGGCACAAAUCCAGCACACCCUCGAGCUCGAAAGGAAGAUGGAGGCGGGAACCAGCUACCUGGAUUGUUUCCGGGGCAUUGACCGUCGCCGUACUGAGAUUGCAUGCAUGGCCUUUGCGGGCCAGGUCCUGUCCGGCUCGCCCUUUGCGUAUGGUCCUACGUACUUCUUCGUGCAGGCGGGAAUCAGCACAGACAAGUCCUACCAGAUUGCGGUUGGAGGGACUGCCAUUGCGUUUGUGGGCACUGUGACCUCGUGGUUUUUGCUAGGCCGCCUUGGCCGGCGACUGUUAUAUGUGGGUGGCGUGGCUUGUCUCACCAUGUUUCUGCUGAUGAUCGGUAUCAUCGCGUCAACUUCGGAGUCCAGCGGCGCCAAAUGGGGCCAGGCGGCUCUCUGUCUCGUCUGGCUGUUCACAUAUUCCACCACCAUUGGCCCUGUCACCUUUACCAUCAUCUCCGAGACCUCCUCCAUGGAGCUGAGAGCCAAGUCGGUCUGUCUAUCGCGGAACGUCUAUAACAUCACGCAGAUCAUUGGAAACAUCGUGGAGCCGUAUCUGAUCAACCCGACUGAGGCCAAUCUAAAAGGGAAGACGGCGUACUUCUGGUUUGGGACGGCCUUUUUAACCACCGUGUGGGCCUACUUUCGGCUACCAGAAUGCCAGGGAAGGACGUAUGAUGAGUUGGAUAUCAUGUUCCAUGAGAAAGUGCCGGCUCGGAAGUUUGCCAGCUAUGAGGUGAAUGUAUAUGACGCGAAUACGCUGCGGAGGAAGUCUGUAUCCCGCCUCAUCUUCUCCUCACUUCCCCUCAACCGCCCUCACAUGAAUGAUCUCGGCCUUUCCCUGACACUACACAAUAUCCUUUACUUUUUAGACACCGGAAUCGGUGCGACCGCCACCACCCAGGAUGGGGCAGUCGACCCUCACACGGCAGAAGCACAACCCGAGAAAGUUCACAUCCGAGGCGUGGAUGAGCUGACAACGGAUGAUAUCAAACAUUUCGCGACCCAACACUUUACCGUGGAACAACCGUCUCGAAUCGAAUGGAUCGACGACACCUCCGCGAACAUUGUCUACUCAUCCGCAGACAUCGGCCUGCAAGCGCUGUCCUACUUCACACAGGUCACCGAGGAAGAAGAUGCAUCUGCCCUACCGGCGCUCCGCCUCCGAUCGGCCAAGCUCCUAUCGACCCAUCCGGAGUCCGUGCUGCAGGUGCGCUCGGCCGUGAAGACAGACCGCAAGAAGCCCCGCGCCUACGAAGCAAGUCGAUUCUACCUCAUGCACCCCGAACAUGACCCGCGCGAACGGUUGCGCCGUGAACUGUCCGACCGGCGACAAGACGACUCGAACGAUGGCGACUACAGACGCAGGCGGUUCGAUGGGCGCGAGCUGCGCCGUCGCAGAGACCGCGAUGCCGACGAGAACUUCAGCGCGAGCAUGUACGAUGAUACCAGAGCUAGCAGCGACGAUUACUCCGACUCGGACAGAUGUCGUGGUGGACGCGGACGUCGAGGGCCCCGUGAGCUGUUCCCCGACGACGGACGCUCCUCCGGUCGUCUGCGGGACCGCAGCGCGUCACCCGGUAGAGAUACCCUGAUGGAUAGUGGCAACCCCGAUCGGGAUGAGCAUGGAUCGCGCAGUCGGUUCCGAGAACGAUCUCCCCAUGUUAGUCGUCGGAACGAAGGCAAGGAGUUGUUCCCUACGUCUGGCGAUUCCAACGCGCGAGAGCUGUUCCCCAACAAACCGGCGUCGAGUUAUCUCAAGAAGGAGCUUUUCCCGAGCAAGGUCAGCAAUCACCGUCGGUCUGAUGCCAUCGACGCGGCCGACGAAACCGCCGAUCUUUUCUCUCGGCGGAUUUCGGUUCCCUUGAUGGACGGUCAGCAGGAUGAUGCGCCGCGGAACAGGAACAUCGAGCUGUUCCCGGAUUCUUCGGAAGGGAACGGCGUUCACAUCCGUGGUGCCGCUGGUCAGGACCAAGGCAUGACGAUUCGCGGCGCCGCGGGCAUCUCGAUCAAGGGACGGGGUGCUUCUGUUCGUGAGCUGUUCCCGGAGAAGUACAAGUCCAACGCUGGCAAGGAGCUUUUCUCCGAUAAGAUCGAGGGACGAGGAGGUCCGCGCCGCAAGGCUGAAGACAUGUUCGGAUGA
Messenger RNA from Aspergillus terreus NIH2624, 2841 nucleotides. RefSeq lists its product as uncharacterized. Gene Ontology annotation, cellular component: membrane. Gene Ontology annotation, biological process: carbohydrate transport; transmembrane transport. The transcript is spliced from 5 exons. Gene Ontology annotation, molecular function: carbohydrate:proton symporter activity; RNA 7-methylguanosine cap binding; mRNA binding. NCBI's taxonomy places the organism in Eukaryota, Fungi, Ascomycota, Eurotiomycetes, Eurotiales, Aspergillaceae. The record is from RefSeq and is a predicted model, not a curated record. Bases 1 to 2841 code for a protein of 946 amino acids.